AUGCCGAUAACGCGGUCAACAGGAAGAGGACGGAUCGAAACAAAACAGUCGCCGCCCUCAGAAACCACAGCUACAACACAGAGCAUGUGGACAGAAACAACCGCGAAAACCGUCAUGAGUCUGGUAGCCCCCACAACAGGAUCAUCGUGCGCAACAGCCAACACGGAAGCCACGACGAAACUCGCAGAGAAACCUGGGAACUCAAAAACAGAGGCCGUCAAACAGUAUAUAGUCAAACAGAAUGACGUGCCAACAAAACAGCGCGCCGGUACAGUCAAAACUGACCGGUCGCGAAACAGAAAAGAACAGAAGAUAGCCAAAGCUAGAGAAGAGCUCGCCCGCCUACAAGUGGAAUUGGCAGCCGCCCGACUGGCCACGCUCGAAGCUGGAUCUGAUGACGAAAACAGCGAAUCAGAAUACAGUAAGUCAGAACUCGAUGAAAGAAUGGGCACGUGGCUGGAAACCCAACCCACAAAAACAGAAAAUGACGACCAGCAUAAGGAAAAACCGGCGGGAGCCUGCGACAAACAAGACUUCUCAGAUCUAACCGCAGCAAUAACACUCGCCGUCAAAGCCGCCCGCGAACCAAUAUACACAGAAUUGCCAUUCUUUAAUGGAAACCACCAAGACUGGCUAUCCUUUCGUGCAGCCUAUCACGAGACGAUGAAUUCAUUUACAAAAACAGAAAAUAUAAACAGACUCAGAAGGAACUUGAAAGGAAGAGCAAAGGAAGCCGUCGACGGAUUACUUAUAACGAACGCUGAUCCGUCCGACGUCAUAAGAAGUCUAGAAGCGCGAUUCGGAAGACCGGAAACGAUAGCCAUAACGGAGUUAGACACGCUACGAGCUCUGCCAAGACUAACAGAAACACCAAGAGACAUUUGUAUAUUCUCCAGUAAGGUGACCAACGCCGUAGCUACGCUUCGUGCAUUAAAUUGCACACAUUACUUAUAUAAUCCGGAAACUACCAAAACAAUGUUAGAAAAACUCACACCAACACUACGUUACCGAUACUACGACUUCACCGCGAUACAACCGAAGGAGGAUCCGGAUCUGAUUAAAUUUGAAAAAUUCAUGAAAACAGAAGCCGAACUGUGCAGCCCUUAUGCACAGCCUGAACAGGCGGGGCACUACUCGCAGCCCGCACAACACAACAGACGCACACAGAACGUGCACAUAGUCAGUGAGAAGCCAUCACUAGCUAAAUGUCCGGUAUGUAGCAACACUGAACACACCACAACAGACUGCUACAUAUUCAAGAAGGCAGACUCAAACACAAGAUGGGACAUCGCUAAGAAUACCCACCUGUGCUUCCGAUGUCUCAAGUAUAGAAAUAAAACCCACAACUGUAGACCGAAGACUUGUGGCAUCAAUGAUUGCAAAUAUACUCACAACAAGAUGCUACACUUCGACAGAAAAAUUGAAAAAACAGACAACAGUGACAAGGAAACAACAGAGAACAUUAAUUCCGCUUGGACCGGAAAACAGAAACAGUCCUAUUUGAAAAUAAUCCCAGUCCAAGUAGGACCAAUAAGCACAGUUGAUACAUACGCGCUGCUCGACGAUGGAUCGACGGUGACACUCAUAGACGAAAUCAUCUGCAAGAAGACUGGAAUAACAGGACCAAUCGAUCCGUUACACAUACAGGCGAUUAACAACAUAAAAUCAACGGAAACAAGGUCAAGAAGAGUCAACCUCACGCUCAGAGGCCUCAACAGUCGACAAGAAAUAAUACAAGCGAGAACAGUUAACGACCUACAAGUAACAGCACAAAAAAUACCAAAGGAACAGAUAGAUGAAUAUUCGCACCUACGAGACAUCAGUGACAUCAUCACGUACGAGAACGCGAAACCUGGAAUCCUUAUUGGCCAAGACAACUGGCACAUGUUACUAACUUCGAAAGUUAGACGAGGCAACAGGAAUCAGCCAAUAGCGUCACUGACACCUCUAAGCUGGGUACUGCAUGGAGGUCGCACUCGUACCCUAGGCCACCACAUAAACUACAUAAAUCAUGCCAGCGAAACCCAGGAAAAUGAUAAAAUAGAAAAUCUGGUAAAACAGUACUUCGCUAUGGAUGCGCUAUGCAUCACACCAAGAAAACCAAAAACAGACCCAGAGGAACAGGCGCUUCGCAUCCUCAACACGACUGAUAAUAUAGAAAACAAACUCGAUCGUAAUCCGGAACUGAAACAAAAAUACACAGAACAGACGGAAGCACUCGUCGCGAAAGGCUACGCCGAGCCCGCUCCAAAAACAAAAACAGAGAACAGAACGUGGUAUCUACCUCACUUCGCCGUCGGGAACCCCCUGAAGCCGGAAAAACUCCGAGUUGUCCACGAUACCGCCGCCAGGAUAGGAGGGGUAGCUUUGAAUUAUAUGCUGCUUAAGGUACCGGACGUACUCCAAUCACUGCCAGGAGUGAUAAUGAGAUUCAGACAGCAUAAUAUAGCAGUAACAGCAGACAUCAAAGAGAUGUUCAUACAAGUAAAAUUGAGACCUGAAGACAAAGACGCGCUCCGUUAUCUCUGGCGCAAAGAUCAGCGAGAUGACAAGCCCCCAGAAGAAAACAGAAUGACCUCGUUGAUCUUCGGGGCGUCAAGUUCUCCUUCCACAGCAAUAUAUGUAAAGAACUUGACCGCCCAGAAACAAGAAGCCACGCACCCGGAGGCGGCAGUCGCAGUACAGAACAGACACUACGAAGACGACUACUUGGACAUUUUUAAAGGUUUAAAAGAUGCAGUACUCGUAACAACAGACUUUCGUCGAAAACACGAAAGAAAGCCGACCUCGAAGACCUUCUGGAGCGACAGUAAGAUAGUGUUGAGAUGGACAAGGACGGGAUCACGCUCGUACAAACCUUACGUCACCCAACGCCUGACAGCUAUAGAAGACAGUGCAACAGUAAACGGGAGGCGAUGGUUACCCACGAAGCUUAACUUAGCCGACGACGUGACCCGAGACGUCCCAAUGCCGUACCACAACGAACAUAGGUGGUUCAGAGGGCCAGAAUUCCUACGCCAACGAGAGGACCCCUGGCCGACGGAAUCGGCGUCAGAAACUACAGAACCGAUGGGUGAAUCGCUCGCCGCGUACCAUAUGGCCAAAGAUUAA
This is a messenger RNA of Bombyx mori (domestic silkworm), 3111 nucleotides long. RefSeq lists its product as uncharacterized. Bases 1 to 3111 code for a protein of 1036 amino acids. The transcript has 3 exons. The record is from RefSeq and is a predicted model, not a curated record. NCBI's taxonomy places the organism in Eukaryota, Metazoa, Arthropoda, Insecta, Lepidoptera, Bombycidae.